AGAAAUGCGAACUCACAAAUCACACUCAUUUUUGGUAAAGCCGUCUUGUUCAGGAAUAGUAGUUAGCGAACCGCAAUUUUGGUGUGUACACGCCUUUACAGUGAGAACUAAACUGACAUGACACAUGACUGACAUUUGUCACACAAUUUAUGACAUUGACAUUUAAUAUUCAUUUGAAAGUGGUGAUGUGGAGAUGUGGAUGGUGAAAGGUGAAUGUUAUUUGUUAUUAAUUUUUUAUAGUUAUAGAUGAAUAGAUGUUAUAUCAACGAAUGUAGAAUCGUAGAGAGUAUUAUGUUCCCAAUUAUUAUAUUAUAUUCCCAAACAAAGGAAUUAUUGGAAACUUAUUUAAUAUGUCUGAUGUCAAGAGUGGUGAUGCCAAAAGACACCUUUAGGGUUUCCUUUGAAACUUUAUCAGUGACUUUGCUGUUUUGACGUAAACAUUAAACUGAAAUCGGUACAUAAAAUCAAAUUUUAUAACAUGGAAGUAAAACAAGAAACUAGUGAGAAAACUUGUAAAAUAAAAAUAGAUACUGACACCUGUGUUGAUCCUUUGGAUGCCUUCAAAAUUGAAAUAAAGGAAGAACCCAAGAAAGAAAUUGCUGCAGAUCAAGCAUUUGAUUAUUUGAACUUUAAUGAAUUCCCUGUAAACACUAAAGUAGAACAAGAUGAAUAUAAAUUUACACCAUUUGAAGAAAAGCAAGCAAAUGAAGCAAGUUGUUCCCAGGAGGAAAACGCAACGGACAUUAUGGAAACGGUAGAUUCGUCUCAUAAAGAUAAAUAUACAGGACAACACAUGGAAGGAACAUUAUUAAAUACAAAUUUGGAAUCUAUAACUGGAAAAAGACCUUACACAUGUGAAAUCUGUUUCAAGCAGGUUUCUCAACUAUGUCACUUGAAAUCACAUUUGAGAACCCACACUGGAGAAAAACCUUAUAAGUGUGAAAUUUGUUUUAUGCAGUUUUCUCAAGUAAACAAUUUGUACUCGCAUUUCAGAACGCACACUGGAGUAAAACCGUACAAGUGUGAAAUUUGUUUAAAGCAAUUUGCUACAGCAAGUCAGUUAACAAGACAUGUGAGAAUACACAGUGAAGAAAAACCGUAUGAGUGUGAAAUUUGCAGUAAGCGGUUUUCUCGGACAAGUCAUUUAAAAACACAUUUAGGAAAUCAUACUGGAGAAAAACCGUAUAAGUGUGACAUUUGUUCAAGACAAUUUACUACAUCACAUCAUUUGAAAAGACAUUUGGAAAUUCACAGUGAAGAGAAACCUUAUAAGUGUGAAGUUUGUUCAAAACAAUUUUCUCAAUCAGUUAAUUUGAAAGUACAUUUGAGAUUGCACACUGGUGAAAAACCUCACAAGUGUGAAAUUUGUUCGAGGCAAUUUAUUACUAGUAGUGAGUUGAAAAGACACAUAAGAGUGCAUACUGGAGAGAAACCGCAUGAGUGUGAAACUUGCUUAAAGCGGUUUAUUACUACAAGUGAUUUGAAAAAACAUUUGAAAGUGCACACCGGAGAAAAACCACACCAGUGUGAAAUUUGUUUAAGGAAGUUUAUUACUACAAGUGAUUUAAAAAUACAUUUGAGAGUACACACUGGUGAAAAACCAUACAAGUGUGAAACUUGUUUAAAACGAUUUAGUACAAAUGCUCAUUUAAAACGACAUUUGGGAACACACACUGGAGAAAAACAUCACAAGUGUGAAAUUUGUUUUAAGCAGUUUAAUGCUGCAAGUCAGUUGAAGAGACACACGAAAACACACACUGGAGGCAAGCCUUACAAGUGUGGGAUUUGUUUAAAGCAAUUUACUACUAAAAGUAAUUUAAAAACACAUUUAGAAAAGCAUACUGGAGAAAAACCGUAAAAGUGUGAAAUUAUGUUUAAUCCUUUCGCUGCGGAGGAUGCGUAUAUGCAACCUUCCAAAGUCGAGCCAUAUGUGGACAACGUACAACACUUAAGGAGGGGUAUGGUGGUAACGCGUUUUUGCUACCCUAACGAUGGGGUGAUUAACUGGAAGACACUAUAUUUCCCAUUAAUACUUUAUUAUUAUAGGUACAUUUAAUACUCGUUAAUAGUACCCAGUUGACGAUGGAAUGAACGUCCUUAGUCGAGGUGGCACUCUCUACAGUAACCCCAAUAUUAGACUGUUAGACUGCCCUAAAUAUUUCUGUGUAUGAAUACUUAUUGAUUACCUAUGUUUGUAAUACUUUCGUAUAUGUAUGUCAAGAUUAUUAUUUCAAUAAUAAUAUACAGAAAUGCAAUCUUGCACUAAUACCUA
Molecule: messenger RNA, 2272 nt
Organism: Diabrotica virgifera virgifera (western corn rootworm)
Lineage: Eukaryota; Metazoa; Arthropoda; Insecta; Coleoptera; Chrysomelidae
Product: zinc finger protein 664-like
Exons: 2
Coding region: 479-1858 (459 amino acids)
Source: RefSeq, a predicted model, not a curated record